ACAAAGGCUUAUCCAGGGCUGGGUUGUGGGGCCAGCAGCAAGCAGAGAGCCAACUCACCCAGGAGCCAUCCUAGGAAGAUAGCCAAACCACCUUAACUGGCUUCUUUCAAUACAAAAUGCUUUCCCCCCCUUUUUUAUUUUAAUGAUGACUUUAUUUAUUAAGACUAAAAGACAACAAUUAAAAAAAGCUAUCAAAACCAAUCUGGUUCUAUGAGGAAAAAGUAAUUGCCACCUAAACCUAAUAACUGGUUGUGUCACCCUUGGCAAUUAACUGUUUGCGAUAAAAGGCAUUGUGAUUCUCAUUGCUGUGGAGGAAUUUGGCCCGAUCUUUGCAGUAUUGUUUUGGGACACAUUGGAGUGUUUUCAAGCGUGAAUAGUCUGUUUAAGGUCACGCCAAAGCAUCUCAUCUGUCCUCCCAAAAGUCUUGGGGAUCUAUAGGAUCUUUUUUGUUCUCUCGUGACAUAGAUAUGCUCUUGGGACUAAUUUUGGUACACUGGCCACUCCUGGGAAGGUUAACCACUGUCCCAAAGCUUUAAAAAGGCUUUAUAACCCUUUCCUGACUGAUAGACAUCAAUGAUUAUUUUGUUGCUGUUCUAGACAGAUCUUUAAAACUGCUUCCCUUUGUUAAACAAGUCUUAUUUAAGUUCUGUUGUGAUUCGACAGGUCUGACAGUAAUCAGGGUUAGGUUAGGGUUUGUUUUUUUUAACGAAAUGGGAAAUGGGGGGGCAAAUACUUUCUCACAGUACUGUAUGCAUAAUAUACAUUUUUAAACUCAGAUGUAGAUAUGAACACCCACUUUAAACAUAAAAAGAUUUCAUUUAACGCAUCUUUAUGAAUAAAUUCUUUAGUUAAAUAUUGGUGAUGUUUUUUCUUUAAUAGUCGGUCAGAUCAGCUGAUCUCUAUCGUCGUCGUCAUCGUCGGUCGGACAGCAACGGCCAGCGCUAGCUAAACAUAGCUAGUAGUAAAAGUUAUGACAGGACAUGUCAGGUUUAGUGUACCAUAAGGUAAGAUAUUUGCCAGAAUCCCGUGUACAAAGCAGCAGUGUGUUUGCAGACUCGUCUGUGGUUUAUCCGGCGUGUUAUUGUUUAACCUGCGUCUGUGGUCGGAAGCUAACAGUCUGUUAGCUCACCUCACCUAACUGCAGGUUCUGACCUUGGUAAGCAAUUGAGGAUCUGGCUACCAACCAGACUGAAUGCUCUAAUCUGAGACUAACUAUGCCUUAUCUCUGAGAAUGGGAGGAAGUGGAUCCAAAGCCAAAGGUGUCUGGCCUUUCUCAGGCAGCGGAGGCGAGUCAGGAAAUGAUGGGAACGAGCAGUCUCUGGCCCGGCUGAAAGGCUCUAAGAAUGCAACACCAUUUGUUUUUACAAGGAGAAGUUCUUUGUACUAUGAUGAGGACGGUGACCUUGCCCAUGAAUUCUACGAGGAGACAGUCGUGACAAAAAAUGGCAGAAAGAAGUCCAAGUUGAAGAGGAUCCAGAAAAAUCUAAUUCCACAGGGAAUUGUGAAGCUCGACCACCCGUGUAUUCAUGUUGAUUUCCCCAUCGUCCUCUGUGAGGUGUGACACGUUGCACAGUGACUGGUCUGCAAUGAGGUGCAGCCGCAGGUCCUCUUUACAGAGUAUUGUUCAUGUCCCGAGAGCUGCAGUCAAGAACUGGCGAAUGGGGCUUGCAGAGGAAAAAGGAAACUUCAAACUGUCACAUGAAAAAUGAUAUAUUGAAUUAAAUGUUAUACAUUUGAAUUCAACAAGUCUUUAUUUUGACAUUCACAGAAAUAGUGACGGUACAAGUUGUGUUUCCACUACCCAGCUGAUAUGUAUGCAGACUUGGAGAAUACUUCGGAUGAAUUUGUGUUUCUCCUGUUGAGUUUUUUUUUUUUUUUUUUAAAUUUUGCAGGGAAAAACAUCUGUGACGUGAAAAGGCUUUAAUUCAUGCCUUCUGUGAGAUGUAGACUUUGUAUGUGUCUUUGUACAUGUGCUAGUUUUGGGUGCAUGUGUGAACUACGAAUGCAAGAUGUAGUUGCAGGGUGGGAAUGAUGAGGGAUUCUUGAAUUUCUUGUAUAUACUCAUGUUCUGUAUUGUCACGUCUGAGAUGGUCUCAGUUAUUGGCACUCAGACCUGCACUAGUGAACAUAAUGUACUGUAAAUAACAUCAGAUUUCUUAGUUGAAAAUACUUGAAUAAAUGGUUUACUGAGCAAAAUCAC
Molecule: messenger RNA, 2200 nt
Organism: Oreochromis aureus
Lineage: Eukaryota; Metazoa; Chordata; Actinopteri; Cichliformes; Cichlidae
Gene: tusc2a
Product: tumor suppressor 2, mitochondrial calcium regulator a
Exons: 4
Coding region: 1232-1561 (109 amino acids)
Biological process (GO): inflammatory response; regulation of mitochondrial membrane potential
Cellular component (GO): mitochondrion
Source: RefSeq, a predicted model, not a curated record